AAAUUUUCCUGAAAUUGAAGAUAUUACCCAAAUGGAAUUAGGAAAUACUAUAAUAGAAGAACAAGUGGAGAAUAAUCUGGAGAAAAAUAAUGAAAAUAUCGAAGAUGAGAACUACUUUGACAAAGAUUAUGAACCAUCAGAAGAUUCAGCUAGCUACACAGAUUAUGAAAGCAAUGAUGAACUUAUAAACGAAAAUGAAGCAAGUGCAUGUAACAAUAGGUUAAACGAAUCGACUACUUUUAAUUUAUCAACAACCGCAAAUGCAUCGGGUGUAUCAGGAUGUGAUGAUGCACAACUUACAAUUGAUAAUUCUCGUAGUGGCACCAAAAAAUAUUACUGUUUUUAUUGUAAUUUACCAAAAGCAAAAAUUGCAAGACAUUUAGAAAGUGUACAUCGUAAUGAAGAAGAUGUUAAGAAAUUCGCUGCAUUACCGAAAGGAUGUCUUGAACGUAAAAGAAUUAUUGAAACAAUACGUCGAAAAGGAGAAUUUCAAUUUAAUACGAACAAAAUGUUAAAUGAUGGCAAGUUACAUGUUGUUAGAAGACCGAAUAUAAAGUUUAACAAAACAGCUAAUGAAUAUGGAGUGUGUAUCAAAUGUCACGGAUUUUUUUCUAAAAAUACUUUACGAAAUCAUGUUCGAAAGUGUGUAAAUGUAAAACAUUCUAAAAAUCGAAUAAUAACAGUCCUUGGACGAGCAAUCCUCGGUAGAAUUAAUGAAAUAGCUUCUCAAACUCUAAAAAAAGUGAUCUUUCCAGUGUUAAGAGAAGAUUCUAUUACGCGUCUUAUAAGAUAUGACGAAUUAAUUAUUCGAUAUGGUAACAAACUUUGUAUGAAAUACAAACCGCAGCAUCAACACGAUAUGGUGCGAAAUCGAUUACGAACACUUGGACGAUUUUUAAAAGCAUUGAAAGAAAUAAACAAUGAAAUUACAGAUUUUGCCUCACUAUAUGAACCAAAAUAUUACGAUGACUGUAUUAAAGCAGUAUAUCAAGUAGCUCGAUAUAAUACAGAAACUCAGAAAUUUGAGGCUGCUUAUACAGCAUUUCAGUUAGGUACGUUAUUAAAAGAAGUUGGAGAAUUAUGGCGCUCACAGUGUAUUAAAAAUCAUGAUCCUGUUAAAAAGGCUCUAGUUGAAGAUUUUCUUUCUCUUCGUAAAGAAGAUUUUAGCCAUUCAGUUAACAAAACAGUAAUGGAAACGAGAGCACAUAUGAUACGACAAAAAAAAGAAGUAGCUCCAAGUAUAACCGAUAUAAAAAAGCUUUACAAUUAUGUAAACAGUAAGAGACAUGAAGCAUACAAUAUUUUGAAGGAAGAAUUUUCAUAUAAUGUAUGGCUAACUCUGGGCCAAUGUACAUUAAUUUCUAUGCAAAUAUGUAACAGAAAACGCGCUGGUGAAAUGCAAAGAAUACUAUUAGAAGAUUUUUAUAACCAUGAAAGUUUAAAUGAACAAAGUGAUCCAGAUCUUUUUAAGUCUCUCUCAAAUUCAGCAAAAGCAAUUGCACGCAAAUAUGUACGAUUUCAAAUUAGAGGAAAAUUAGGUCGUCCUGUUCCUGUCUUAUUACAUUUUGAUCUAUUAAAUUGUAUACAAUUAUUUAUACAAUGCCGAGAUAAAGCUAAUGUACAUCCAAAAAACCCAUACAUUUUUGGUGUAAAAGGUUUCCAUAAACAGAGAUUUAAAUACUUAAGAGCAUGCGAUCAUAUGCGACAAUUUGCUCAUGAAUGUGGAGCUGACCAUCCUGAAAGAUUGCGAGGUACUCUUCUUAGGAAACAUAUCGCAACCAAUUGUCAAAAAUUAAAGUUAACAGAACUAGAAGUAUCCGAAUUAGCAGAUUUUAUGGGACAUAAAGAAAAUAUACAUAAGCAAUUCUACAGAUUACCUCAAAAAGAGGCUGAUAUUCUCAAUAUCACCAAAUAUCUGGAAGCUGCACUAGGGACAGAUAUUGACACUCAAAGUGACAGCGAUAAUGAUAGCAAUAGUGAUGAAAAUGAUGAUUAUGAUAAUGGUACCAUUAGUUUAAAUAAUACUACUGAUGAUGAUAACUUAACUAAUAAUAAUACUAAUAGUACUAAUGUGCAAGAAUCUGAUGACAGUUUGAUUUCAAAAAGAAAAAGUAAAAUUACGAAAAAUCCAAAGAAAUUACACAACA
Messenger RNA from Temnothorax curvispinosus, 2147 nucleotides. RefSeq lists its product as uncharacterized. The annotation marks the transcript as partial. The transcript has 3 exons. Lineage: Eukaryota; Metazoa; Arthropoda; Insecta; Hymenoptera; Formicidae. The record is from RefSeq and is a predicted model, not a curated record.